Portunus trituberculatus (swimming crab) is the source of this 998-nucleotide messenger RNA. RefSeq names its product transmembrane protein 18-like (gene Tmem18). The transcript is spliced from 3 exons. Bases 126 to 614 code for a protein of 162 amino acids. The record is from RefSeq and is a predicted model, not a curated record. Gene Ontology annotation, cellular component: nuclear membrane. NCBI's taxonomy places the organism in Eukaryota, Metazoa, Arthropoda, Malacostraca, Decapoda, Portunidae.
CAAGACCAAGACCGAGUAGGAGUGAACGCUGAGGUCACAAGAAGAAGAAGAGGAGGAAGUAUCAGCUGUUCUUUGGUGGUGGUUAUUGCCAGCCUGUGAUUUUCAUCUUUUUUCGUUGUGCAGUUAUGGAAUCCCAGUUCAUUGAUGAGGGGUUCGUCCGGACAGACCAAAUAACUGAUUUAUGGUCAUUCCUACAAACAAUUGAUUGGAGUGAAGGAUGGCUGGUUGCACUUGUGGUGUUCCACAUUCUCCUCACCACUGUUACCGUGAUGACACGUAACCACCACACCACUCAGGCUGUUCUCUUCUUCUUGCUGUUGCUCACAGUGCGUUCUUCUGAAACUAUCAACCAGUAUGCUGCAAAGAACUGGCAGUCAUUCAGUCGGCAGCAAUAUUUUGACUCCCAGGGACUGUUCAUAAGUGUAGUUUUCUCCAUGCCUGUCCUUUUCAACUGCAUGAUGAUGGUGAUGAACUGGUUGUGGUUGAGCAGCAGCAUGAUGGUGACAUGGAAGAAAGCUGAACUGGAGGCCAGAGCAGCAAGACAAGGCAGCUCAUACAGAGAAAAAUCUAGUCAUUCAGUAAAAUCAUCUGCAGAAGCUAAGAAGAACAAGUGACUGCUUCUCAGGGCAAUUCAUGAUGCCUUAUGCUGCUACAGAGGUCAAGGUUUGUUAUUCAUUAUAAUCUCAGAAGUUGGCCUCAGUUCCUAACUUAAAUGACAUUGCUUUUAGUAGUGUACUUGGAAAUUUAUGUUUUGAAUUAUGAAACUGAUAUAUUACUUAAGUUUAAUUUGCACCAUAUAUUUCAGUGGUUUUCAUACUUGGAGAUAUAUAUAUAUAUUUUAAGUUAUGAAACUGCUAUAUUAUUCAAAAGUGUUAUUUGCACUGUAUGUUUGAUAUGUUUUAUCAAAGCAAUGUAAGUAUAAUUCAAUGCAAAGGAAAAGAUCAUCAAGAUGGAAGGAUGUUUGAAGUGAGUAAUGGAUAUUCUUUACUUUAGUCACA